UUUCUUUCUUCUAUUAACCGGAGUAACUUGGACACACGGAGAUUCAUCCAUAGAAACAAAAACUAAAAGUGAGAGAACACUUAACACAACUUGUUACGCUUCUUCGUCAGAAGAAUAAGAGGUGCUCGUAAAGUACCCUUCGUGGAAGAGAAAAAGCAAAAAGAAAUUGUCGAGAAUCCAAAUGAAAAGCAAGACGGUGAAAGGAAAUUGGAGCUUGAGGACCAACAAGCUCAGCUUCCCUUACGUCUUCCUCGUAUGCAUCUUCUUCUUCUUCGCUGGAUUCUUCGGUUUUACUCUCUUCUCUCACUCUCAGGGCGAUGGUCAUAGCUUGAGGCCGAGGCCGAGACUGCUUGAAUCGACGGAGGUGGAGUACAAUUUGAUGCCUGUUGGAGAGCUUGGUGAUGAUUCCAUUACAUCGAUUCCUUUUCAGGUUUUGAGCUGGAAACCUCGAGCUGUAUAUUUUCCUAAUUUUGCAACUGUAGAACAAUGUGAAAGCAUAAUUGAGGUGGCAAAGGAUGGCCUCAAACCAUCAACCUUGGCAUUGCGCAAAGGAGAAACAGAGGAAAAUACGAAGGGAAUUAGAACAAGCUCUGGCAUGUUUAUUAGUGCUUCUGAGGAUAAAACGGGGACUUUAGACGUCAUUGAGGAGAAAAUUGCUAGAGCAACAAUGAUUCCUAGAACUCAUGGAGAGGCAUUUAAUAUCCUAUGUUAUGCGGUUGGUCAAAGAUAUAAUUCUCAUUAUGAUGCGUUCAACCUUAUUGAAUAUGGUCCACAAAAGAGCCAAAGGAUGGCAUCAUUUUUGCUGUAUUUAACUGAUGUUCAGGAAGGUGGGGAAACUAUGUUUCCAUUUGAGAAUGGCUUGAACAUGGAUGGUAAUUAUGGGUAUGAGGACUGCAUUGGUUUAAGAGUAAAGCCACGCCAAGGGGAUGGUCUUCUAUUUUAUUCAUUGCUCCCUAAUGGUACAAUUGAUCCGACAUCACUCCAUGGGAGCUGCCCCGUGAUAAAAGGGGAGAAGUGGGUGGCUACAAAGUGGAUAAGAGAUCAAGAACAGGAUGAUUAGAUUAUUGGCACCUGCAAUCGAGAUUCGAUUUUUAACGUCGAUCCUAUCAAUUCUGUCUCUUAUGCGAGGUCGUCAUCUUCCACGCAGUUUAUUUUUAUAUUGUCAGAUGAAUAUUGAAUAACCAUCAGAUAAAUUUAAUUAGAUGCCUAAGUUGUAUAACAAGAGUACAAAUUUUGAUAGCAUGAAGGCACUACUAGCUGUUCAUUAUUAGAU
Molecule: messenger RNA, 1273 nt
Organism: Cajanus cajan (pigeon pea)
Lineage: Eukaryota; Viridiplantae; Streptophyta; Magnoliopsida; Fabales; Fabaceae
Product: putative prolyl 4-hydroxylase 9
Biological process (GO): peptidyl-proline hydroxylation to 4-hydroxy-L-proline
Cellular component (GO): endoplasmic reticulum
Molecular function (GO): L-ascorbic acid binding; iron ion binding; procollagen-proline 4-dioxygenase activity
Source: RefSeq, a predicted model, not a curated record